This is a messenger RNA of Saprolegnia parasitica CBS 223.65, 1136 nucleotides long. RefSeq lists its product as hypothetical. NCBI's taxonomy places the organism in Eukaryota, Oomycota, Saprolegniomycetes, Saprolegniales, Saprolegniaceae. The coding region runs from base 72 to 1136 and encodes 354 amino acids. The transcript is spliced from 2 exons. Gene Ontology annotation, molecular function: protein binding. The record is from RefSeq and is a predicted model, not a curated record.
CGCGAAAGGGUGCAACGCGCUCUCGAACAAGAGAAGCGACGCGGUAUCUUCCGUGCGCACUUCACGAAGCGAUGCUGCCCUCCGCGCUGCCGUCGCGCUUGUUCAAGUCCAUCAACUCAUGGAAAGGCCGUCGCAGCGAAUACGAGUCGGUGCAUACGCUCGAUGAACUGCCGGUUGCCGAGGCACCGACGCAGGUGCUCACGUGCCACCUGGCUCCACGCCCCGCGCCGAGCCCGCGCACCGAGGCGUCGUCACCGAUGUCGUACGAUGUCUUGCUCCACAAGGACGAGCACGGGCUCGGCUUGUGCCUCGCGGUCGACGACGCCCAUCGACUCGUCGUCGCGUCGUUUCGGCGACUGCACGCCAACGACGUCGGGCCCGCCGAGGCGUGCAACCAGAUCCACCAAGGCGAUUUCCUCUGCGAAAUCAACGGCGACGAAGUGUUUACACUGCCCCACGUCCACCGGCUAUUGGUCGCGCUGCGGUCCGAGGCCUUUGUGCUCUUGCGCUUCCGGCGCGGCUCGCCCAUGACGCCGCUCCUCGUUGGUGCCAACAGUGCGGCCGAAACGACGUCCCCGCGGGCCGUGCCGACGCAACGCGAGCGCCAGCUCUCCCACCUCGUGCACGAUCUCGCGCUCAAGAACCAACUCCUCCAUAGCCAGCUCGCGGAAAUCCACGGACAACUCUUGCAAAAGAACCGGGAGCUUGAAAGCACCGAGCAGCAGCUCCAGGAAGCCAAGGUCGAAGCAACGCGAAGCAGCCGUCUCUGGCCGGCUAAAGGCAGCGGGCAGAACGCCAAGCUCGAGUUGGACACGCUUUUAACCGAGUGCAAAUCCCAGCUCAAGCGAGAGUGCGAAGAACAGAUGCAGCUUGAGCGCGCUCAGCUGCGCGCGACCCAUCGGCGCGAGCUGGAGCGUCACGAAGCCGCGAGCACGAAGAAGCUCCGGAUGCUCGAAGAGGCCCUUGGAUUUUUGAUUGACCAGGUGGACGCGCGCCCCCUGGACGAAAUGCCGCCGGUUUCGGACGAGGCGGUCAAGCUCCAAGACAUUCGCGGGAUCCUUGCAAGCUACGCGGCACGGCGACGCCAGAUCGACCGCCUCGUGCAGGAGACAGCACCUUCCGUCACGAGUGCGUGA